CCACUGUCUACAUCUUCCCUCUCCUCCCACAAGGCGUAGAGUGUCUCCCCCCGUUCUGAUUCCAGUUCCCAUUCCCUUCCAUGCGACCUUGAUAUCGCCCCUCUACGGGCUUCGAGACUGGAUCUCUAAUCUACUUCAUCUUCGCUCAAAGACCGUUGGCUGAGAGCUUCAAACCACCCACCGACUGAGAAAUGGCGCGCAAGGACAGGCCCACGCUGCAAUUCUACUACGAUGUAACAUGCCCGUUCGCAUACAUGGGCUCGCUUCGCGUCGAAGCCCUCGCCCGCCGCACCGACGCCGAGCUGAUCUGGAUGCCGGUGCUGCUGGGCGCCAUCUACCGCGAGACGGCCGCGCCGCAGGGCGCCGCGGGCUCGGCGUCGGACGUCUUCAACCCGACCAAGAAGCGGCUGACGUCGCGCGCGAUGCGGCGCACCCUGCAGCGCCUGGGCGUCGAGAUCGCCUGGCCGUCCGUGCACCCGCGCAGCCCCGUGCUGGCCCUACGCCUGCUGCACCACGUCCCCGCGGCACAGCGUCCGGCCCUCACCCACGCCCUGUUCCGGGCCUACUGGGUCGACGACCGCGACAUCACCGACAAGGCCGUCCUCUUAGACAUCGCCCGCCGCAGCGGCAUCGCCAGCGCGUCGCGCCUGACUGAGUCGGUCUUCGACGACAGGGACGCCCAGGACGCCCUCCGCGCGGCGACCGCCGAGGUCGUCGCGCGCGGUGCGCCCGGGGUGCCUGCUUUCUGGGUCGCGGAGGAGACGUGGGUCGAUGGUGGUGGUAAUGGUGCUGCUGGCAAUGGCACGCUGCGCCACGGCCGCCUCUACUGGGGACAGGAUCGCAUGCACUUUGUCGAGGCUGCGCUCCACGCAGUAAGACGCGGCUGCGACUACGCCCAGGUGCCCGAUCUGCCAAGUUUGCAGCCCCGGUGUGUACAGGGGCCCCCGGUCGGCCAGAAAAGAGUCGAAUUCUGGUACGACUUCAGCAGCCCCUGGGCGUUUCUCGGGUGGACGCAGCUGGACAGACUCAAAAGACAGUUCGGCCCGGACGUGGAGAUUGUCAUGAAGCCCUUUUUGCUGGGCGCCUUGUUCAAAGCUGUUGGCGCGCCGAACGUCCCCAUGGCGGCCAUUUCGCAGGCCAAAAGAGAUUACAUGCGCAAAGACCUGGGCGACUGGAUCCGCCAUUGGAACGGCGUCAACCAGCAACGCGGGUCUCACGAUCAACCCAUCCAGUUCCACUGGCCCAGCCAGUUCCCGAUCCGCACGCCCACGGCCCUGCGCUGCGCGAUCGUGGAUCCGAAUCUCGUCCCUCUGCUCUUCCGCGCGUGCUGGGAGCGCGACAUCAACGUUUCCGACGACAAGGUCUUGGCCGGGUACCUCGCAACGGCGGGCUGCGAUGCCGCGGCCCUGCUGAAGAAGGCUUCCUCGCCUCAAGUCAAGGACACCUUGCGAAACAACACCCAGGAAGCCGUCGAUGCCGGGAUCUGUGGCGUUCCGUCGUAUCGAGUGUUCGAGAAGACGAGUGGAGGGUGGGUGCUCGGUGGGGUCGAGGGCGGUGUCGUCUGGGGUCAAGACGAGCUGCCCGUCGUGGAGGACGUAGUUGCCGGCUGGAAGGAGAAGGAAAGCUCCGUCGGAGGCUAUGACAGACCUGCCUCCCGACUGUAA
Molecule: messenger RNA, 1664 nt
Organism: Cladophialophora immunda
Lineage: Eukaryota; Fungi; Ascomycota; Eurotiomycetes; Chaetothyriales; Herpotrichiellaceae
Exons: 5
Coding region: 192-1664 (490 amino acids)
Biological process (GO): naphthalene catabolic process; glutathione metabolic process
Cellular component (GO): peroxisome; mitochondrion
Molecular function (GO): 2-hydroxychromene-2-carboxylate isomerase activity; glutathione transferase activity; glutathione peroxidase activity
Source: RefSeq, a predicted model, not a curated record